Messenger RNA from Chiloscyllium plagiosum (whitespotted bambooshark), 2686 nucleotides. RefSeq names its product fibroblast growth factor 19-like. The record is from RefSeq and is a predicted model, not a curated record. Gene Ontology annotation, molecular function: growth factor activity. NCBI's taxonomy places the organism in Eukaryota, Metazoa, Chordata, Chondrichthyes, Orectolobiformes, Hemiscylliidae.
UUCUGACUGAGAUGAAAAUUAUCGCAAAGGUAUAAUGGGGAGAUACAUCCGGACACAACCAGGCCAUCAUGUUAAUAAUAAAAGGCAAGAAAUGGGGAGGGAAUGUGGUGAAUAAAGGACAUCUCCUCAGGUUGAGGAUGACAAAUCACUUUCCAGUGAAGCGAGUUAACGAGGGAAAUCAGUCUCGUGCUGUGAAAUAGUUGGAGUAAAGUUCGCAUUUCAAACUCUGCCGUCUAUCCUGUUUGGUGUGUGUGUGUGUGUGUAAAAGGCACUGCACGUAUCUCCAUCAUUGAUUCCAACUGUAUAUGCCCCCUCCCCCUCCCCAUAUCAGUUUUCCUCGGGAUCUAGUGCAGAAACCCAGGAGCUGUCACACCACUGGCUUCCUGCCGGCGCUUUAAGGUGAUUCUGAUGUCAUUUGCUACAUUGAGUUUAAAAGCAGCGCAAUGGGUUCAGAAACGGAAGAGCGAUCCCGCUGGUUUUCAGGAGAAGCUCCCAGCUCCAGCCCCCGGGGUAGGAAUGGGCACCAACAUUAUCAACUGCAUCGCCGUCUACCUCGCCGUCUCCCUCGGGGCUUCACUGGUCAGGUCAACUCCUCUGGUGAGGACGGAUUCAGGAGCUCAGCUGGAGCGGGACUGGGGUCAGCAGAUCCGACUGAAGCACCUGUACAUGGAGGGGAACAGCAGGCACUUACAGAUCAACCCUGAUGGGCACAUUGACAGCUCCAACUCCCAGAACUUUUACACUCUGCUGGAGAUCAAAGCAGUGGAACCAGGACACGUGGUGAUCCGGGGAGUGAGGACGGGACGGUACCUCUGCAUGGACACUGAAGGCAGCAUUUUCGGAUCAACAACCUACCGUGAGGAUGAUUGCAAUUUCAAAGAGGAACAGUUACAGACAUUUUACAAUGUGUACCACUCCCCAAGGCACAAGAAGGUGUUAAGCCUGAGCCUAGACAAGCGUCCAUUCAUUCCGAACAGAGAGCUGCCUCCGCUCUCAAUGUUCUUGCCACGGGAAAAUGAGUUGCCAACCACGACACACAGCCGGAGGAACCCUGAACGAGAGACCAAUGACACAGACCCCUUCGGGAUGAGAGCCGGACAACUAGCGAGUCCCAAACUCUCUAGAAUUGGCCGAGGAUAAUGCUGCAGACUCAUGUUAUACCGACUUUAGAAUCCAAUGACUGUGAUCGACAACAUUGCCCCAAAAGUACUCUCACCAGGAUCAGAUUCAACCUAUCUAUUCAUAACUGUGUAGUCCAACAAAGGGAAUUAGAGCAGAUAAACCAGUUGAUGAUCCACUGAUGGGACUAGUCACAUGGUCAUGAUGUAAGGGUCACUCAGCUCAUUCACCCUAAAUGACUCGGACGUUUUGUUUUGCAAUGGUUAGAUCCAGAGACAUCUAACUUUCAUUAUACUUCUUUGGAGUCUAUUCCAUAAUCACCACUUCUAAUGUAAAGAAAAUAACCCUGACAUCAGUUCUGAGUUUGCCUUCUCCAGGUUGAACCAGUACUCCAUGACCAUAAUUUAUACUGGCUACUUUAUUUUAGUUGACAUUCUAGACAUAUCCUUCCAAUUCCUUUACCAGUGAGAUGAUUUCUUUUCACGACAAAAGCUUUCUGUACUUUUAUCUCUAACCCAGUAUUUGAAUGUGCACCUUCUCUAUUGCUUUGCCUUUUACAUAUCUCAACAAUCAGUGCAGAAUGCAGUACUGAAGCAUGGGACAAUAUAACCAAUACAUUCGCUGACUUGCAUCCUACUGGUUUUGCAUUCUGCCAGUUUUUCUGAUGGUUUCUCUGUAUUGGAUGAGCAUGGUGAACAUCCAGUGCAGUCCACGAAGACCCCUAGCCAUUUUUAGGUUUAUUUUACCACCAUUUAUGGAUUAUGGGUUUCGCCUAUUUUUGUCUGCCACAUCCCAAAGGCAUUCUCUGCAUUAAAGCUCAUUUGGCUUUCCAUUGCUUAUUCAUACACUUCAUUCCAGUGAUUACUCCAACCCUACAAAUUUUGGAAUUACCCUCACAUUUGGCUACUUUGCCUGAUUCCAGGCCAUUAAUAUAAAUUAGAAAUAGUAACUUUGAAGCCUGGAGCAAUGAGUUUAGUAUUUCACACACCCUGAUGUAACGCCCCUAACCAUUACUGGUUACUUUGUUACUCUUUAACCAGUUCCUUGCCCACUUCCAAAACUUAAAAUUCGAAUUUAACUUGUUGUCUUUUGUGUAUUGCUUUUGUCAAACACCAUUCUGGAGUUUACGUUCACCAUAUUUAGGAUCUAUUGCAGUCCACUUGAAUUGUCAUUACCUUUAAAGAGGUUAAGGAGACUGAUGAAGCCAUAGCUUUCUCUUCUAAAUCCAGACGUGAUGAAUAGCCUCUUUCUGUGUUGUAAACUCCAUGAAUGAUACUUCUCAGUGUUCAUUUCCUUGGAAAGGAAAUCACACACACAAACGUUAUAUAUAAAGAGCAGAAGUAAGUGUAAAUGCUUUCUAUUUCACUUUUAUGUAAAAGACUUGAAUCACUCCUUUGCCAUAUAUAUGAAAUUAAUCUUGUCUGUGAAAUUGUACUGCCUGCUCUGAAUUAUCUAUUUAUUUAAAUUAUUGCUCCCAAUAUUUAUAUUUAUAUGCCAAUACAUUUUAUAAAUAUGUUUUUUAGUGGCAAUUUGUACAACUUAGAUAAUAUAACAGAAGUAGAAAAUA